Solanum verrucosum is the source of this 3097-nucleotide messenger RNA. RefSeq names its product rho GTPase-activating protein REN1. Lineage: Eukaryota; Viridiplantae; Streptophyta; Magnoliopsida; Solanales; Solanaceae. The coding region runs from base 64 to 2658 and encodes 864 amino acids. Gene Ontology annotation, biological process: signal transduction. The transcript is spliced from 22 exons. The record is from RefSeq and is a predicted model, not a curated record.
UUUUUUAUUUUGAUUAUUUUGUGUGGUUGAUCAAGAUUGACGAAUGUUAUUUGUAAUUACAUCAUGACGACUAAUCGCAGCGCUGAUGCUUCUAAGGUUGAAGGGGUGAAUCAACCUCCUCCACCACCUGGGGCUAAUGAUCAAGUUCGUGGUGGAAAUAAGGUCUACAGAAGCGGUAACUUGUUUUUAUCAUCAAAAGGAAUUGGAUGGACAUCAUGGAAGAAGAGGUGGUUCAUUCUAACUCGUACCUCAUUGGUCUUCUACAGAACUGAUCCUAAUGCUACUCCUCUAAAGGGAAGUGAAGUGAAUUUAACCCUGGGUGGUAUUGAUCUCAACAGUUCAGGCAGUGUGGUUGUCAAAGAAGACAAGAAACUGUUGACUGUGCUAUUUCCUGAUGGUCGUGAUGGGCGAGCUUUCACACUCAAGGCGGAAACAUCAGAGGAUUUGCUCGAGUGGAAAACUGCACUUGAGGAGGCUUUGGCAAAUGCACCUAGUGCCGCCCUUGUAAUGGGCCAAAAUGGAAUAUUUAGGAAUGAUCAGGCCAAUGCUGAUGAUGUUUCACUUGAGCAAUCUAAUGAUAGACAGCCUGUGAAGUCCAUGGUAAUUGGUCGGCCAGUUUUACUUGCUCUGGAAGAUAUUGAUGGAACUCCAUCUUUCUUGGAGAAAGCCCUGAGAUUUGUAGAAGAGCAUGGGAUUAGAACUGAAGGCAUCCUGCGGCAAGCAGCAGAUGUUGAUGAUGUUGAACAACGAAUACGGGAAUAUGAACAGGGUAAAACUGACUUUUGUACAGAUGAGGAUGCACAUAUUAUUGCUGAUUGUGUGAAGUAUAUUCUGCGGGAGUUGCCAUCAUCUCCAGUUCCUGCAUCUUGCUGCAAUGCCCUUUUGGAAGCAUUUAGAACUGAGCGAGGCAUUAGAGUCAAUGCUAUGCAUACAGCUAUAUUGGAGACAUUUCCAGAACCAAACCGUCGUUUGCUGCAGAGGAUUCUUAUGAUGAUGCAAACUGUGGUUUCCAAUAAAACUCAAAAUAGAAUGAGCACGUCAGCAGUGGCAGCUUGCAUGGCACCUUUGCUUCUUCGUCCACUUCUAGCUGGAGACUGUGAGCUAGGAAAUGACUUUGCUAUGAGUGGUGAUAGCUCUGUUCAACUUCUGCAGGCAGCUGCUGCAGCUAACCAUGCUCAAGCCAUUGUCAUCACAUUGCUAGAGGAGUAUGAUAAAUUAUUUGGGGAAGGCUCUGUAUCGCCUGAAUUAUACUCUGACUCAGAUGGUAGUGGAACCGAGAGUGGAGAAGAAUUUACUGAUGAUGAUUACAGCUAUGAUGAAGAAGAUGAAGAUGAUGAUGCGGAAGAGGGCUCUCACGCUGAUAUUGAUGAUUCUGAUCAUGAUUCCUGUACAACAACCCAUGAAGUUGGCGAAAGUGAAGAUAGUAAUAAGAGCUCUCAAGUUUCUAAAACUAGUUUAAAGACUACUGAAGUGGACGUCUUCAAAACUACUGGAAGCUCACCGAGAAGUCUACCUCAAACUUCUGUUCAGAAUGAUGUCAAUAAAGGGGGUGAGAGUGUUCCGCCUCCAAGUUGUGAAAAUUCGAGAGCACAAGGAAAUGAAUCUGUUGAACAAGUAGGACCUGGACAGAUUGAAACAUCUAAUUCUCAAAAGUCAACAAAUAUGUUAAAUGGACCUCUACGCAGUGUUCGACGACCUGCUAUCUGGGGGCGUACUCCUGCCAAGAAGAACCUCUCCAUGGAAUCAAUUGAAAUCCCCUUUGAUGAAGAAGAUGAAAUCCAGAGGCUUGAGGCCAUUAAAGCUGACUUGCAAACUAGGAUUCAAGAGGAGGCCAAAGGUAAUGCCCUUUUGCAAGAAAGUUUGGAGAAGCGAAAAGAUGCUUUGCAUGUGCGUCGUCUGGCACUUGAAAAAGAUGUAACAAGGCUUCAGGAACAACUACAGAGGGAGAGGGAAUUAAGGAUACUUCUGGAAGCUGGACUUGAAGGCAAAUUACCUGCCUCUUCCAGUAUAGAUGGGAUGAUGAAGAAUGAACUUCAGGAGAUUGCUCAGGCAGAGGCAGAUGUCAACAAUCUGAAACAGAGGGCUGAUGAUCUUGGAUUGCAUCUUAGUAAACAACGCGAACAAAAUUCCAAACUUCGUGCCGACUCGGGCAAUCAACCACAGGAAAGUCUAAAUAAUCAGGGAAAAAGCAAGGAUAAACAUAAGGAUAUGGAAACUAGUAAGUAUGAAGCUAGUAAGCAGGCAGAUUCAUCACAAAGCGCCAACUCUUCUGUGGAAGUGGAGAUGAGCAAGGCUGCUUCAGCCAGUAUUAGAAAAUCUACUUCUAGGAAUGAGGGAGCUAAUACUACAACAUCAGCAUUAUCAAAGCUGACAAACAGGCUCAACUUCUUGAAAGAACGUCGUACCCAAAUUGCAAGUGAACUCCAACACCUAGACAAAAACCAGUCUGAUCAGCCUGUCAAAAACAACGGAAAGGUUCAAGCAUCUCGAAGUCAAACAUCAGAAAAGAAUAGACUGGAUGAUGGUCAAUCACUUCAGCAUCCAGAUCAAGGAACAAAAAAGGAAGUCCAUCCAAAUUUGGACAAAGUAAAAUCAGAUAGCCUCCCAAAUACAGAGAAAGGUCAAGCUGUAGUCCCUCCAAGUACAAACUCUAGAUGAUGCCUAGUCACUUUUUGACUUCCCUAGUUUGUUGUAUGUCACACAACUUUCAGAUACGCGUUAGACUGAGAGUGGAAGAUGGUGAACAUGCUUGUCGUAUAGGACCUUGAUUGGUGCCUCGAGAAUUGGUUGCUGAUGCCAAUCUUGGCUAGCUGAAAUUCCAUGGUGCCCGAUACAUACAGGUCCUCUAUCCUAUGAGGAGAUGUUGAGUGGCUGUGAAGCGCUACUGAGCUGAAGUUCUUCAUUGUGAUUGUCUGGAAAUGAAAUCAAUCCUUUUGUAUAGGUUUGUGGUAAGUAGAAAUCUAAUCAUCUGAUUUAGCAGAUUAAAGCUAUCAGAUAGUUUGCUGAUUAAACUAAGAUAAGAAAAUUUUGGUGCCAUUCAAUUGUAUAAAAUGUUGGAUAAGUUUUUCAUUAGGACAUGUUUAAUUAAGUAACCCUA